Gambusia affinis (western mosquitofish) is the source of this 3975-nucleotide messenger RNA. RefSeq names its product cysteine/serine-rich nuclear protein 3-like. The record is from RefSeq and is a predicted model, not a curated record. Gene Ontology annotation, biological process: regulation of transcription by RNA polymerase II. Lineage: Eukaryota; Metazoa; Chordata; Actinopteri; Cyprinodontiformes; Poeciliidae. Bases 227 to 1948 code for a protein of 573 amino acids. Gene Ontology annotation, molecular function: sequence-specific DNA binding; DNA-binding transcription factor activity, RNA polymerase II-specific. Gene Ontology annotation, cellular component: nucleus. The transcript has 5 exons.
AAGGAGGGGUUGCAAAGCAGGAGAGAAUCAGACGGCGAGGAAGCUGACAGCGCAAGCACAGAAUGAGGGUGCAGUAGGAGCAGGCAGAAGACAGCGACGGAGGCGGCACAAUAGUGCGAGGCGCUGCUGGAAAGAGAGAAAUAAGGAAGAGCAGGCAUCAUGGCAGCGCUCACGGCAUCGUCACGGCACAUGGGGAGUACUGGCCGCCACUGCUGAACAUUGUGUGAUGGAGAGGAGAGAGUCGGGAGGACCGCCGGGAAACCAGAAGCAAGAGACGGAAACAGGUGUGACCAGCGGGACCUGCUGCAGGAUGAGUGGGAUCCUGAAGAGAAAGCUUGAAGAGGAACCCUCCUCUUAUUUGUCUCUGCAGGGCUCAGAAGAUGACGAGGUUUCCUGCAGCGACAGCGGCAACAGCAGCGAUAGUCUUAAUAAUUCUGUCCCCUCCGGGAUUCUAGAUCCCUCUGUCCAGCAGCAGUCAAAGCGACUACGGGGACGUAAUGUGCACUUUGAGAGCGUCACCGUGUACUAUUUCAGCCGGCGCCAGGGCUUCACCAGCGUGCCGACGCAGGGCGGCAGCACCCUGGGGAUGUCGCCGCGUCACAGCGGGGUGAAGCGCUUCACCCUCAGGGAGUUUGCCAUGGAGCAGAAACAGAGCCAUAGGAACAUGCUGAGGGAUCAUCUCAAAGAGGAGAAGCUCAACGCCAUCAAACUCAAACUAACCAAGAACGGCACGGUGUCCUCCAUGGAAGCCGAUACUCUGACGCUCGACGACAUCUCAGAAGACGACCUGGAUGUGGACAACACGGAGGUGGACGACUACUUCUUCCUCCAGCCCCUGACCACCAGGAGGCGGCGCGCGCUCCUCCGUGCCUCUGGGGUCCGCCGCAUCGAUGUGGAGGAGAAACACGAGCUGCGCGCCCUGAGGAUGUCUAGAGAGGAGUGUGGGUGUCGCUGCCGAGGGAUAUGCGACCCAGAGACCUGUGCUUGCAGCCUGGCCGGCAUUAAGUGCCAGGUAAAUGGAAAUGUGGUGGACCGCAUGUCCUUCCCCUGCGGCUGCACCAAGGACGGCUGCAGCAACGGCGCCGGGCGGCUGGAGUUCAACCCGGUCCGCGUGCGCACCCACUUCCUGCACACCAUCAUGAAGCUGGAGCUGGAGAAGAGCCGCGAGGAGCAGUACCAGCAGACGGAGCAGCAGCUUGUAACCAGUGGCAACGGUUACCACGGCAACACCACCUUGAUCCAGCAGCAGCAGCAGCAGCAGCAGCAGCACAACCCUCAGUCUCUGAAGAUGAACAAUCCCAUCAUGCAUCUCCAGAGCACGGGUGACUCCGAUUCGCAUCUAGACGAGGACGAGGAGGACGAGGAGGACGAAGACGACGACGAAGAGGAGGAGGACGAGGCUUACGACGAGGACGGCAGCAGCGUUUGCAGCGGGCUGUCGGACUGCAGCACGCACAGUCUAGAAACUCUCGACCCGGAGGACGCAGAGGAAGACGACGAGGACGAAGAGGAGGAGGAGGACGAAGAGGAUGAGGAAGAGGAUGAAGAAGAUGAUGAGGAGGAAGACUGGGACUGUUCAUUGCACGGACUGAAUCCUCCCUCGUACUCCGUCCCCCUCCCCUCUGUUCUGAGUUACACCAACAGCCCCCUCGGCCUCGGCAGCCCGUUCCACAGCGCCCCCUCCCUGCAGCCCUACCAGCUGGACGGCUUGGCGAGCGACACGCCCUCCUUCCUCGCCGAGACCCUAAACGCUCCCGCGCCCAUGCUCCCCUCGGUCGAAUGCGCGCUGGAGUCCGAAAUGGGCGCCGAGCCGCAGAACCGUUUCUCCGAGCUCGGCCCUGGCCUCCGCAAAAACCCAGAUUGUGCUGACUCACAGGCGGAGCGCGAGCCGCCGCCGCCGCCGAUGUGUGGAGACGUCAGCCACACAGCGGCAUCAGAGAACGCCUGAUGAGGAAGGACUGACAUGGAUUUUUGGCAUUCGUCAGAGAGGAAGUGAAAAUAUGUUCCACCCACUCCCUUACAGAUUUUGUUCAAUUUUUACUUUUUUUUCUUUUUUGUCACACAUACAUGCUUCAAGAUUAAAGUAACUAGUAUCAAACCUGAGUAGAUACAAAAUGCAGUUCUCAAUGAUGACGUCAUAGAAAGAAACUGUCCAAUGAGUCACUAAUCAUCGAAAUUACUCCAAAACACAUCAGCACAGGCUGCGUUUCCACUAUAAAGGUGCACAAAUCUUUGUCUCCAUCUCAGUAAUGUCGAAAAAACACAACUUCACAAUUGUGGUGUUUUCAUUAAAUAACAAAUUAAAUGUGUAAAUAAGCUUGUUUACGUGAUAAGUCAUGGCAGCGACAAAUCCAUCAGGUCAAUGCUUAAUUCAGCAGUGGUGUCUGAAAAACACUCAUCCAAACAUCCUCCUCCUACCAUUUCCUGUUGUUUUCUUCAUCAUUCCUGCCAGUAGUAACAUCUGGUUGCUGAUCAUGUGAGAAAAAAAGUGUUUCUGUUGCAGUUUUGCAAAAGACAUUUAUUUCAAUACGGCCGACAAACCACAGCGCAAAGUUUGGGGUUUCUUUUUUCCAAAUUGGCGUUUUUUCCAUUAAACACAUUUAUUUUUGUAUAUUCAAAUUGCGCAAUUUAUAGUCAAUGAAAAUGCAGAUAAUUUAUUCAGGCAGUCACAGAACAUCUGGAUAUUGCAGCAGGGAACUGGAAAUAUGAACCUUUCAUUAGAAUCUUUUGUGGUACUUCCUGCAAUAACAAGAAAAGUGACAAUAGAAGGUAUUUAAAAAUAUAUGACAGUAUUUUUUCUGUGAUUAGAUCUUCAGGUUAUGACUUAAUAUCAAACAUGAAUAUUAUGAAAUAGGCUGCAUCUUGUACUUACUCAGGAUAUUUGAUAUCAAUAUUUCUGGGAUAGCCCAAAGUGUGGGGCCAGGGCCAUUUUGGCCCUUGAAGUGAUUUUGUUUGGCCCGUGACAACAUGUCAACAAUGGUGAAAAUGAUUUAUGACACAAACAAAAAUGGGGAAAUGGCUGUUUUUCUUUUAACAAGGCAACAGACUGAAGCCUUAUUAUAUUUUGGAUCUUUAAAGACAUACAAGUUUUGUAAACACUAACAAACUAGAAAAAAAUCUAACUACAUUUUGCAUUUUAGACUGAAUGGAUUUUGACACGCCAGUAGUUAAAUUUGACCUGGUUUGUCAAAGAAUUGGACAUCACUGAUUAGAGACAUGCAAGUUGGACAAAAUGAAAAAAGCAAAACAGAUAAAAACGGUAAAAAGCCAGAGCCUUUUUCACAGCUCAGUACCUAUAGAAAUUUGCAGUAUUGUUGAUAAGUGCACUUUGAGGGACAGUCACUCACUUCAACCCAGAAUGCACCGGGAGUUGAGUCAAUCGAGGUUGUCCUCAAACCCAUUUAAGAUUGUGUAAUAUGACAAACAUGGAGAAUAAAACAAUAACACAGUGGUUAGGUCUGCUACUUUGUAUUUGCACUCUAUGUUUUACCGUUUGGGCUCCGUUUUCGACGUGUUUGCUGCAUGUUUUCCGGUCGUGUCGGCAUCUGUGACGAAUCAGAGCCGGAUUUCGAGGUGCUUGUAUUGGUUUGGUAUUUUCCGUUGUGCUACUGUUGCUGCCAAUGUUUCUGCAGCGCUUAUCUGUAUCGCAUGUGUUCAGUUUUACUGGAGAUGUUCCUCGGCGUGCGCGUUCUGUACGAUUAAACAUCUGUUGCAGGUGGAAAAACACACCUCUAUUGUAAAGACACACACCAGUCAAUGGUCCUGUCGAGAACUGUGCAGUGCUUUGCGAAAGCAUUCGCACAAGUUGAACUUUUUCAUAUUUUGUCUCAGAAAAUGAAUCUAGAGACUUCUCAUAAAGCUGCAGAUUAAAGUAGUGGUGUAAAGGUGACAAAAUAUGAAAAGGGUUCAUGUUAUAAAUACUUCUGGAAGGUACUACAUCUUGAACCCAUCAUUAAAGUGUCCUCGUUUUCCAAC